CCAUAAUCUAUUCCAUCACCACCACCUGCAUUCACUCCUAUCCCUAUCGCCAAAAUUUCUCACCCACAAAAUCACCUGACCUCCACUCCUCCACCCUCCAAUCUGUCACAAUGACAGAAUCACCGGGCUCCCCCCUCUCCUCCAUCGCCUCCGACGAGGACAUGUCGGACCGCGACGACCUCAAGCAACCCUUCUCCCCCUCCGGCUCCGUCACCAACUCCAACAUGCCCCCCUCGAAACGCCGUCGCACCGGCGGCGUCACCUCCUGGGACCGUGCCACCCCGGUCUCGACUACCUUCCCAGACGACCUCCCGCCGCCCUCACCCUCGACCUCCAUCUCCUCCGACACCUCGGGCGAGAUCCCCAACUCGCCCGGCACGUACGCGCUGAUCGGCGGCAGCAUCGACGACGACUACAGCGGUCAGGCCAACGACCAGGUGACCGUGUGCCGCUGGGACGGGUGCGACGCCGGCGAUUUGGGCAACAUGGACGGGCUGGUCAAGCACAUCCACGACGAGCACGUCGGCAGCCGGCAGAAGAAGUACUCGUGCGAGUGGGCCGACUGCAGUCGGAAGGGGCAGACGCAUGCCAGCGGCUAUGCGUUGCGCGCCCAUAUGCGGAGCCACACCCGCGAGAAGCCGUUCUACUGCGCCUUGCCUGGUUCGUCCUUUGAUCCUUUCUUUUUUUUUUUGCCCCGCCGCAGAGACCUUUCUAGAGAGGUUUCCCCUUCCGAGAAUGGCAUUUGGUACUAAUUGACCCGACGGAAAAAAGAAUGCGACC
Messenger RNA from Aspergillus brunneoviolaceus CBS 621.78, 780 nucleotides. RefSeq names its product C2H2-type zinc finger protein. The transcript has a single exon. The record is from RefSeq and is a predicted model, not a curated record. Gene Ontology annotation, biological process: smoothened signaling pathway; regulation of transcription by RNA polymerase II. Gene Ontology annotation, molecular function: DNA-binding transcription factor activity, RNA polymerase II-specific; RNA polymerase II cis-regulatory region sequence-specific DNA binding. The coding region runs from base 111 to 752 and encodes 213 amino acids. Lineage: Eukaryota; Fungi; Ascomycota; Eurotiomycetes; Eurotiales; Aspergillaceae. Gene Ontology annotation, cellular component: nucleus.